Messenger RNA from Trichomonas vaginalis G3, 1239 nucleotides. RefSeq lists its product as uncharacterized. Bases 1 to 1239 code for a protein of 412 amino acids. The transcript has a single exon. The record is from RefSeq and is a predicted model, not a curated record. NCBI's taxonomy places the organism in Eukaryota, Parabasalia, Trichomonadida, Trichomonadidae.
AUGUUUCUUCUAAAGAAAAUUCUCGAAGUUGAAAAGAAGCCAGACAUUCCAACAGUAUCUCUUGAUGAUCCUAGACUUAAUGAAAUGCCUAAAGUUUCUGUUCAAAGCAUACUUAAUAAUCCAAAUAUUGCGCACCAAAUGCCAAAGCUUUGCUUAUGGUUACAAACACAUCCUAUCGUGAACGAUGCACUAUACUUUCGAUUAAUAGACAAUAGAAUGCUUCCUGGUGAUUUACAGCUCCGAGAUCAACUUAUUCAACUGCAAAUGUAUUUAGCAGUCAAACUUGUGAUGCAAUUCGAAAAAUUCAUUAAUGAGGGAAGUUCUGGUAUCAAGUCUGACAUUCAACAUCCUUGUCCAGAAUUCAAACAGAUUCAGAGAAUACAGGAUAACUGGAGAAUUGUUCUCGCUUUAGAGGAUAUGAUACUGGAACUCAGAAAAUCGAUCUCUCGUAACUGUAUUGACUACACAAAGAAAUUAAAAGAGUCUGUAGCACAUUCAGCAUCUUUACUUGCUUCAAAAGACGUAAUUCCACCGUUUUACAUUCCUAUGGUUGAUUUUUCCAGAUUAGAUCUUGGAAAUGAUAUGAUCGCAUCUCUAGAUCCAAAUAGCAUUCAAUAUGUCACUAGAUUAUCCCUAUGCGAAGCCAAACAGAAGUAUUACAUUAAUGCAAUUAAUGCAUUGAAAUAUAAAUAUACAGAAACUCCAGAAAAUCCUUUAUCAAAUCUUCUCGCUACUUGCUUGGCUGCUGAUGAAGACCAGCAAGCUACAUUAUUCGAAGACUUUUUACAAUGCACAAGGACUAAAAUCCGUGCUGUUUCAGAUUUUUACAACAAUCCGAAUUCAAAUACUUUCAGAAAACUCAUUACAAGUAUUAUCGAGAGAUUUUCUAUUCCUCCUAAGAACUGGCAGCAGAUUCGCAGGCUUUGUGCUGAUGUUGCUGCACCAUUAUGUGCUCCUCUUAUAAGUUUCAAUGGAAAAGGUUGCGAAAACGUUGACUUCGAAAUAUUGGGUAUUCAAGCAGCAGCAUAUUUGAAUCCAUUUGGAAUAAUUCGUAUAUUAGGCUCAGAUCAAGGAAUUACUGCAUUAGAAGGUCUGAAAGCCAUUACACCUGAUUGGAAGAGCGUUGUGAAUUUUGCCUUAGAACUCCUUGACCCAGAUACAUUGGAAACUAACGAUGCAAAAUGUUAUAAUAAUAUGCAGGAUUAUGCAGAUAAUACAGCUCUUAUUUCAUUUUCAUAA